ACCCUUUUAUCAGUCAGCUGUGAAAGGCUAUUUCUCUCUGUAUGUAUGCAACCACUCUUCAAUUUUCAUUUUACAGAAUAUAUAUAUACACAUAGAGAAGUAGAAGAAAGAGGGAGAAAUGGGUUGGUUUCCAUGUUCUGGAUCAUCAAAGCAUACCUCAAAGAAGAGGAAAAAGAAGAAAGACUCGACCAAUUCGGUCCAACUUGGUUCUGAAAAGUUGAAGGCAAAGAAUCUGUUAGGCUCAAAGGAGGAUGUUAAGGAUGGAGAGUCUAGUCAAAUUGCAGCCAAGACUUUUACAUUUCGUGAAUUAGCAGCUGCGGCAAGAAACUUUCGAGGUGAUUGUCUUCUUGGAGAGGGAGGUUUUGGAAGAGUAUACAAAGGGCGGCUUGAUUCCAAUCAGAUUGUUGCCAUCAAGCAACUCGAUCGUAAUGGAUUGCAAGGAAACAGGGAAUUUCUUGUUGAAGUGCUGAUGCUAAGUUUGUUACACCAUCCUAACCUGGUAAAUUUAAUUGGCUAUUGUGCUGAUGGAGAUCAGAGACUUCUGGUUUACGAAUAUAUGCCACUAGGAUCAUUGGAUGACCAUCUUCAUGAUGUUACGCCCGCUAAGAAAGUGCUCGAUUGGAACACGAGAAUGAAAAUUGCAGCUGGAGCAGCAAAGGGCUUGGAAUAUUUACAUGACAAGGCAAGCCCGCCCGUAAUAUACCGCGAUUUAAAAUGCUCUAAUAUUUUGCUUGGUGAGGGGUAUCAUCCAAAGCUAUCCGACUUCGGAUUGGCCAAGUUGGGGCCCGUUGGAGAUAACACCCAUGUCUCGACAAGAGUUAUGGGUACUUAUGGGUACUGCGCUCCGGAGUAUGCUAUGACUGGUCAGUUGACUUUAAAGUCGGAUGUUUAUAGCUUUGGGGUUGUCCUCUUGGAGAUCAUAACUGGCAGGAAAGCAAUUGAAAGUUCAAAAACUGGAGGAGAGCACAAUCUGGUUGCAUGGGCAAGACCCUUGUUCAAAGAGCGGAGGAAAUUCUCACAGAUGGCUGAUCCAGUACUUCAAGGCCAAUAUCCCGUUAGAGGUUUGUAUCAAGCUCUAGCAGUUGCAGCAAUGUGUGUCCACGAGCAACCUAACAUGCGUCCAGUCAUAGCAGAUGUUGUCACAGCCUUAUCUUACCUUGCUGCACAAAGAUUUGACAGUGAUAGUACUCAAGGAGUUCAAAACUCGCGCUGGACACCUGCUACUCCACCUAGAACGAAACGAGAUGGUGAUAAGCGACAAAAGGGUGGAAGUUCUGAAGCUAGAUGGUGAAUAAUAGACUAAACAAGUUUUUUCUCUAGGAACAAGUACAAAAUAUCAAGACGAGCGACCUAUUGGAUAGCUGCUAGUUGAAGCUAGUUCAGUACAAAUGACAAUCAAAGGUACCUCAAAUACAAGUUCAAUCAGAAGGAACAAUUUUGUAGCUCAGAAAUCAGACCAGCUACGCUUAUCUUCCCUUGUUAUCGAGCAUGUUUGCUUUCCCCUUUAAUCGUUUGAGUACAUAGUUGAUGCGUGUUACUGCACUUUAUGGUUUCGGUCAUUUCUUGGCGAAGUUUUCUUUUGUACAGGCAUGCCAUAUUGUGUGCAAGUAUUGUAUUGUGAAACAGCAAAUUGUGAUGUAUAAUUACAGAAUGGGGAUUGUAGUUAUAUUCUUUUUAGCCAUAUCUUUGUGAUCAAAGACAUUAUUGAGUAUUGAAAUGAAUGGGGUCGGAUUGAGCUGAAUGAAUAUAGAGGAUUCA
Messenger RNA from Nicotiana tabacum (common tobacco), 1758 nucleotides. RefSeq names its product putative serine/threonine-protein kinase PBL7. Gene Ontology annotation, molecular function: protein kinase activity; ATP binding. Gene Ontology annotation, biological process: protein phosphorylation. The record is from RefSeq and is a predicted model, not a curated record. Lineage: Eukaryota; Viridiplantae; Streptophyta; Magnoliopsida; Solanales; Solanaceae.